AUGGCCACCAAGGUCAAGAACCCGCUCAGUGCGGCGCAUACCGCGGGCAUCUUUGCCGACAUGACAGUCGAUGGCCCCGUUAUUGGAACUCUGGUCGCUAUCGUCGAUCGCGCCAAGAACUUGCCGAAUCGCAAGACCAUCGGCAAGCAAGAUCCCUACUGCGCCGCCCGGCUAGGCAAGGAGGCCAAGAAGACAACCACAGAUAUCCGAGGCGGACAAACGCCCAAAUGGGACCAGGAGCUGCGAUUCACAGUCCAUGACUGCCCAGAUUAUUACCAGCUCAAGAUCUCCGUCUUUACUGACGACAAGCGGACAGAUUUGGUCGGAGAGUCAUGGAUUGACCUCAGAGGCAUCAUUGUGUCCGGCGGUGGACAGAGCGACAUGUGGCAGACAUUAAGCUGCAAGGGCAAAUACGCUGGCGAGAUCAGGGUGGAAAUCACAUUCUACGACACUCGUCCCAAGCCCGACAAGCCUGCUGCGAAGCCGAAGCAGCCUGCCCCCGCAGAGCAAGAGCAAGGAUCCGUCAAGCAGAGAACGCCAGUCAAGAGACGGCCGUUGCCCUCUGAUCCUGUAACUGGCGAAGCUCCCGUCGCGACUCCUCCAGCAGCUCCCACAUCAGCUCCUCCGGCACUACCUUCAGCAGCACCCGCGGGGCCUGAUCACCGCACUCCCCCACGACAUGUAAAGCAGACCUCACACUCGGGCGCCUUUAUCCAGGCCCAGUCUCCUCUGCAGGCAGUCGAGUACAACACACCACCGUCGCACUCAACACGCAGCCGUCACACAGACAACUAUUCUCCGUCAGCGCACGCGCCUGUACAACAAGAAUAUGUGACACCAACGCGCGCGGAGGUCUCUCGCCAAUCCCGCAGGUCCAUGUACGAAGCGUCACCGCGAUACGAUGACCGGGACUACAGCCCGAGGUAUGCACUUCAGCAGGACCAGAUGGAUCAUCGGGGUCACUACUCUCCGCAUCAGGAUCUCUAUGAUCAGCCGCCGCCUUCAAUGGCGCCCAUGGACGAUCCCAGGCAGUACUCUCCCAUGGAAAACGAGCGUCCGCCACCACCACCUGCCCAUCGGAGCCGACAGAGCGGCACAGGUCAGGAACUUGUGCCCAGGGGCACCUAUGAUACGUCACCGGUUAAGAUGCCGCAGAUGAGACAUGACGUUCUGAGACAUGAGGCUCAGAGACAAUCACAGUCGCAGCCCCAGCCGCAGCCACAAUCACAGUCUCAAUCCCUGGUGCCUUAUCCGGGGCGCCCAACCUUUCGCGCGUACGAUUCGGCACCGGCUGGCAACCCUGUCCCGUCUUCUAAUGGAAUGGUCUACGAUAAUGCGCCGAGACACAAUUCCUAUGACGCCAGCUACGAUCCUCAUUAUCGAUCGAUGCAACCAACGGUCGAGGAUGCGCCCGAGAAUGGCGGCCCGCCAGUUAACAACUUCAGGCAGAGUGGUUCGCGGAUGUAUCCAGAUGAGCUGGCCUUUGACGAAAACCCGAGCCCUGCGCCGCUGGUUCUGCGGCGAUCAACCGGAGGCUCUCCCUAUCGGGAUGACUACUCGCCAUCGCAACCUGCACGUGGAUACCAGAACCAAGAUGAUGGAUACCACAACCCGGAGGACUGGCAGGUCGCAUUGACUUCCUCCCACCGACGAAGCUUCUCUAGAAGCCCCGGUGACAACUCAUACCACUCCCACAGCAGCCAAAGCCAUCAUUCGGGCCAUGGGUCUGAGCUGGAGACCAAGCACAUUCAGAGCUCCUCCAACUAUGCGCUCCCCAACAUGCCAGCGGCGCUUGUGCCAGGAUUGGAUGCAUCCCAAUCCCAGGAGCUGACAGAUCUGAUUUACGAAGACCGCCGACAUGAUAGGCGGCCCCAUUCGCAAAGCCUUUCAACACCCACUCGAGGUCGCCAACGAAACGAGUCCUUGUCAGGGUACAACCAAGCGCCGCCCGAGCAAAACUACGAUCAGGGCUAUGACCAAGGCUAUGAUCAAAGUUAUGCCAUCCAGCCAUACAGGCGGGCCAUCACAUAUACUUCUGCGGCCGACCAGCAGAUAAUUAAGCCCAGGGCCAUCUCACCAAACACCCGCACCAGCCCGAACCCUCAGCACAAGAUCAAGCGCAAGUCGGUCAGCCCUGCGCCUCCUCCGGAUGAGAACCGAAGGUCAACCGAGAUCCCUUUCGGACCCGAUUCUUAUGACGCCCUCAACCCCAGUCUAGUUUCCUCGAAAGGUGGAUCUAGUCCCUCGCCACCAGAUUAUCUAGGUGGUGAGCCGACAAAGAUUAUCACCUAUGAUGGGCGAGAAAUCGACCCUUCGGAUCAUCUUCCCGAGGAUACCUGGGCGCCGGAACCAGAAAAAAAGAAUCAGGAACCGGCACCAGAACCACGAUCGAGACCUCCAUUGUCGGGGGCGCAGCCGAUGCCGCCUAGCACUCGCAGGGCCCGCCGCACUGGUCGCCACUCCAUGUCGACGGUGAACACGUCGUCCUACACAUUCUCCGAAGAACCGCGGACGCCUCCAGCGCCUGCAGGUCGGACUCGGCUCCAGAAGAAAAACAGAGCUUCUGCUGGCAAUUCUCCUGCAGCGUCCAGUCCCUUGGCUCCGAUCUCCAAGGACAACUACCAGGAAAGGACCACUUACGGAAACUCUUCUCUUCGAGGCUUGCCGCGAGCAAGCACCUGGGACUUUGAAGACGAGAACCGUGGGGUGUAUGGGGGUCCACCAAUCCCAGCCAAGAUCCCUCUUCCACUCAUGAUGAGCGGUGCCAAUGGGCCCGGUAAUGAGUUGGCUCUGAUGGAAGAAAUGCAGAGGAUCGACAUCGGGGCAGGAAGGUCCCGACGAAGAGGAGGAUAUUGA
Molecule: messenger RNA, 2856 nt
Organism: Fusarium vanettenii 77-13-4
Lineage: Eukaryota; Fungi; Ascomycota; Sordariomycetes; Hypocreales; Nectriaceae
Exons: 2
Coding region: 1-2856 (951 amino acids)
Source: RefSeq, a predicted model, not a curated record